GACUUGAACAACGGUAUUUUGUAAAUGCCACAGCUUGUUUUUAGCACAUCAGCAUAAUGAUAUUUCCAUGACAUUAAUGAAAUAUUUUGCAUUUAUUUUCAGUGAAAGUGGCUUUCUGCACUGACUCUGGUUGAUCACCAUGAGACAAGCUAUGGAGGAUGGUGUCAGUGAAGUGCUGUCCAAUGUGGUCGAGGACGUUGGUCAGGCCAUGGACAGAAACAUCAGCGGAGCUCACAUCCUCCACGAGCUACUGAGUGCCCCGUGGCUGCGCGCGGUGCUGAAGAUGUAUGAGUGCCUGUUGCAGUUCCAGAGGUUGACACCGAGCCCCUUUCUGCCUUAUGCCUCAGGACUUUCACAUGAGAUCAUGUCUGGGAUACAGAAGGUCCACCGUCCCUCAGCUGAAGCUCGAGAGCUCUACAGCCUCCUCAGCUCACCUCACAUCCAGGCCCUCCUAUCAUCUCACGACAGUGUAGCUCAGUCAGACUACGGACCUGUGUUACCCCCGCUGCCUGAUGAGAUGCCUGAGGAUGAGGAGGCCAUGAGGAUCGUCUGUCUGGUGAAGAACAACCAGCCGCUGGGGGCGACUAUAAGGAAGGACGAGGAGACUGGAGAAAUCUACAUUGCCAGAGUGAUUCAUGGAGGACUGGCUGACCGCAGCGGACUUCUUCAUCCUGGUGACAUGUUAGUCGAGGUAAACGGGAACCCUGUGGUGGGACUGGAGCCGGAGCAGGUCAUACAGAUACUGAUUAACUCUCGUGGAACCAUCCUGUUUAAAGUCAUUCCAAAUGCAGCUCAGAGCAGCAGCAGCCACAAAUCGGUGUACAUGAAGGCGAUGGUGGACUACUGCCCCCUGCAGGACUCCUCCAUCCCGUGUGCCAAUGCAGGGAUGGCGUUCAGCAGAGGAGACCUACUGGAGGUGGUCGAUCAGUCGGACGCUCAGUGGUGGCAGGCCAGGAAGAUGCCCUGUUCUGUUUCCUGUGCCGGUCUGAUCCCCUCCGCCAGCAUGCUGAAGAGUAAACAGAGGGAACAGUGGUGGUGUCAGCCGUUACAGGUUCAUACCUGCAUCAGACCCUUGACUCUGCCCGAUGAUGAGGACGACCGAGCACAUCCUGACGACAGACUCGUCCUCACAGGUAAAUCCUGUCUGACACAAAGAUACAAACUCUGGUUUCCGGCGGAGUUUCCGCUGUGGAGGAGGACAUCUUUCAGGAGGAGGCGACAGUCCUGCACCUCCUGCUCGCCAAACAGCAGCGCUCUGUCCACGCCGUACGAGGAGGUGGCUCUGUACCAGCGCCCCCCGCAGGAGAACCACCGCCUCAUCAUCCUCAUUGGAGCUUCGGGGGUUGGAGUCUCUGAAGUGAGGAUGAGACUCAUCAAACACAACCCAACACAAUUCCAGGGACCCAUUCCUCACACGACUCGUCCAAUCAGAGUAGGCGAGCAACCAGGAAGAGAUUACCACUUUGUCACCAAAGAGCUGUUUGAGUACAUGGUCUGUAACAACAGGUUGGUAGAGUACGGCGAGUUUAGGGGUCACCUGUACGGGACCAGCACUGAUGCUAUCGAUGAUGUGCUGAGAAGAGGACGGAUGUGCAUCAUCGAUGUUGAACCACACAGCAUUCAGGUGCUGAGGACGAGGAAAUUGAAGCCUUACGUGGUCUUCAUUAAACCUCCGAGUCCGGACAGACUGAGACAAACCCGCAGAGACGCCCGAAUCAUCACCAACAUCACCGCCAACAGAGCCUUCACUGAGGAGGACUUUGUGGAUCUGGAGGACUCGUCCCGGCUGAUUGAAGCGAAGUACAAACAGUUCUUUGACGGCGUGCUGGUGAACGAAGUCCUGCAGGACACCUGCAUGCAGCUCUGCUCUAUCAUCCAGGAGGCGCAGGAGGAGCCACAGUGGAUACCUGUCAGCUGGAGCCGGGCCGAGGAGUAGACGAGAGGAGGAGACAAGGAGAGGAGGAGACGAGAGGGGAAGAGGAGGAGACGAGACGAGGAGACGAG
Messenger RNA from Labrus bergylta (ballan wrasse), 2004 nucleotides. Lineage: Eukaryota; Metazoa; Chordata; Actinopteri; Labriformes; Labridae. The record is from RefSeq and is a predicted model, not a curated record.